GAAGACUACCGUGAUCAGCUCUAUACCCCAUCUCAGCCAACCAGCACUCCACCUACCUACCCAUCCGACACCACUACCAUGUGGAAACACGAAUCCCACGUAUUUAACUGUUUUUUCUACUCUUUUUAUUUUAUUUUUGUGUUUAUGAUCAGGCACGGACAAAGUGGAAUUGGGGAUGGACAAGGACAAGACCGAUGAAUCGGAAUUGCCUUCUGCCACGGCGGAUGCGAUGGAAACCUACGAGAAUAUUCAAUCCAAUAUUUAUAUUGGUUCAGCCACGGGACGAACGAUCGCUGAAGAGUCCAUGCCGUGCGAGUGUAAAUACGAACCAGGCGUCGACGAUCCCUCAGCGGCAUGCGGCGACGACGACUUUUGUAUUAAUCGCAUGAUGUUCAUGGAAUGUAUGGAAAGCGAUUGCUCAUGUGGUCGAUUUUGCCGGAAUCGUCGUUUCCAGUUGAGACAGUAUGCUCGAGUUGACGUCAUUCGAACUGUAAAAAAGGGUUUCGGCUUACGUGCAUUGACGGAUCUACCAAAAAAUUCAUUUAUUAUGGAAUAUAUCGGGGAAGUGAUACCCAAUAGCGAAUUCAUUCGGCGCACACGAGCUUACGAGGCAGAAGGUCUGAAGCAUUACUAUUUCAUGACGUUGAAAACGGAUGAGAUUAUUGAUGCAACAAAGAAGGGUUGCUUGGCACGCUUCAUUAAUCAUUCUUGCAAUCCAAAUUCGGUUACACAGAAAUGGGUGGUUGGUAAAACAAUGCGUAUCGGCAUUUUUACCACACGCUUUGUGAAAGCGGGCACGGAACUUACCUUUGAUUACAAAUUUGAACGUUAUGGUGCUGUGGCUCAAAAAUGUUUUUGUGAGGAACCCAACUGCAAAGGAUAUAUUGGUGGCGCGAUCAAAAAUGAGGAGGAUUCAGCUGGAACACCGACCGUUCCUACCUCGGAUGAAGAUGACACGGAUACCAUGGAGGCGGUGACCUUGACACAAAAGAAGAUGAUCCGCAAAAUGCGUCGACGUCGUGCUUCCGAACCGAUUCAUGAUCCAGAUGAAGUCCAGUCCUUUGUCAAGAAGAUGCUGGAUUCUGUCGGAAAAACACAUCUGGUCAACAAACUGUUGCAUCGCCUUGAAUUAACCAACGAUGAAAGCUCGUUGGGAAAAGAAGUGUUCAAAAAGUUUGUUCGUCUUCACGGUCUCAAAAUGUUGAAAUUCUGGUUGGGUGAAUGGAAAAAUGACCCUGAAAUCGUGCUCAAGGUGCUUCAAGUCUUGAAACGGUUGCCGUUGGCGAACAAGAAUGGACUUGAGGAUUGCAAGAUGUUUGAUAUUGUUCGUCGUUUCACUACGCAUGAUCAGGAGGACAUUCGUUCGCUUUCACAGACAUUAUUGGAUCAAUGGGAUCAGCUCAAGAGCGUCUACCGUAUUCCAAAGCGAGUGUAUGUGGAACCCAAAGUUCAGGAAACCGAUAUCACAGAAGAGAAUGGACAAACAAAACGUUACGAUGAAACAGAUGAUACCGAUAUGCCGGCUUACAAACGUCCGCGAUUUGAAUCUUCACGCGAAUUUUUUGAUCCGGACGACGACAUUUAUGAGCAUUUAUCACUCUACGCUGACGAGAUUGAGAUACGAUGGAAACUGGAGUAUCCACCCAUUGCUGUGAUUCCAACCGCACCCCGCGCCAUGCUGCAUGCCGCAGCAUAUCAAAUGUAUAACCGUUACGGGCGACCGGGAGAUGUGGCAACUAUCCCUACAGGCCCUGCCGCCACUCAGUCACCAUAUCCUUACCAAUACGCCCCGGCUGUUUCUGGAAGUACUAUAGGCGAUGUGGACCCCAGUGCCGAUGCUCGAUUUCAAUAUAGUCCUAUGGAAACGGAAACCUCUCAGCGAGCGGCAGCAUACCCUCAUCUGGCGUCCAGUUCCAAAGAGACGACGCCGGCGGAGGUGGGCAAAUCAUCUUAUUACGGGGAAUCGGGAGCGUGGCAAGAAGGGUAUUCCGCUCCGGCUACACCCAAACUCCCUCAGAACUGGGAGUCUGCGACGUGCGACAAUGGUAUGGUUUAUUACUACAACCGCCUGACCGGCAAGUCACAAUGGAAUUUCCCUGAAGAGAGAGUGAGUUCCAUUGAAGGUGUGAAUCAAUGCCAGCUCGACGGUUUAGUGGAGAAAGCGAUCAUGGAUGCAGAAAGGAAACGCCACGACUCGGCAAGCAGCAGUAGUCCGUCCAGUAAACCGGGUCGAUCACCGCAGUGUGUUACACCAUCUGCCAGUCGAAGUACGUCGUUUGAUCUGAUGACGGGGGAUGCUGGGUCUAGCGCGGCCAGUUCAGAGGACGUCAAAUUAAAGAAAGAAAUCAGCAAAAUUGUCACCAAAUACCUGAGUGCCAAGCACAAAUUGCUCUGGAAAGGCGACAAACAUUUGUUCAAAGAUCUGGCAAGAAAGAUAACACAUCACAUAUUUGAUCGCGAGACAAGUGCGGGAAAAAAGAUGCGUACGAUGAGCGCGAAUCUUCGCAUCAAGAUUGAAAAGUUUAUUGACAGUCAUGGUGUGAGCUUUGUACAGAAGCUGGAACGAGAACGAAAGAAGCGACCGACGACCAGCACGGAGGAUGCGCAAGAUCCAAAGCAGUCAGAGAGUCGUGCUACUAGUGUUUCCUUGGACACGGCGAAGGACGAGAGUGAACCUGCAUGGAAACCUGCUGAUACCAUAACGCCACGAUCCACCGUUUCCAGUCCCGCUCCUGUUGCAUCCCAUCUUGCGGCGCUCUCCAUUCGACACAACGUUCCACGCGAUGAUAAUCAUUAUGAUUACAGUCGCAGUAGUAGGGAUUCCUCUUCACCGUAUGGAAGAUCUUAUCGAGAUUCAGAACGCUAUGCGCCCGAUUAUUCCCGGACAUCGUCAUUCUAUCGCUCAUCCUAUUCUAAUCAUGAUUCCUAUUACCGCCGGUCCCCCUCUCCAUCAUCCUACCGUUCCAAUGAUCGUUACUAUUCCUCUGGAAAUACCUAUCGAUCGUCUCCUUACUAUCGAUCUUCCACUAAUUCAUCACGACGAGGGUCUCCGGAUAUGGACAGGGAUAGGGAUAGAUACAAUAGAUGGGAUUAAUAUGGUUUAUUUUCAUUUUUCUUUUUUUUUCUUGGUUUUCCCUUUUUACACUUAAUUUUCUUUUCUGGUUUGGUUAAACGGAUGGAAUGGAUGGCUCACUCUCUUUUUUUUUCUCCAUUCUUUCUUUCUGUGUUGAUGAACUUGUUUCUGAUUUUCUGUAAAUAUUACUCUUAAUCUUUUUUCUUUAUUUUCUCUCUUCAUUCUUUUCUUUUUUCUUCACCCACUUAUCAUUGUUGGAUUUGGAAAAAAGAACCUGUCGAUUUCUCAU
Molecule: messenger RNA, 3362 nt
Organism: Radiomyces spectabilis
Lineage: Eukaryota; Fungi; Mucoromycota; Mucoromycetes; Mucorales; Radiomycetaceae
Exons: 9
Coding region: 176-3094 (972 amino acids)
Biological process (GO): regulation of DNA-templated transcription
Cellular component (GO): chromatin; nucleus
Molecular function (GO): histone H3K36 methyltransferase activity; protein binding
Source: RefSeq, a predicted model, not a curated record